AUGUUUCCCAGAGCAGUUUCAUCAUUUUCGUUCAGAACCGUAUUCGCCAACAUAAUAGGCAAAAGAGAAUUGGCCACAACGCCGAUAAAAUUCCAACAACAAAAUCCAGCCGACUUGCCCAAAGUGGAAAUGAGAGAGAUCACCAAAGACAGAACCGAAAAAGUACCAGUGGAAACAAGUAUCCGUUAUUUAAAGAGCCCCGCAUACCAACAAACGUACGGCAACGAAGCUGUAUGGGUUCCAUACAAAAGAAACCACAAAGGCGCAAUUCCGCCCAGGAGAACCAGAAGAACUUGCAUUAGGAAUGAUCAUAUCGCUACAGGAAACCCUUGCCCCAUUUGCAGAGACGAGUACCUAGUACUGCACGAACAAAACGUUGAUUUACUCAAGCAGUUUAUAUCGGAAGAGACUGGAGCAGUUUUUGGGUUUUCUAAAACAGGUCUGUGCAGGAAAAAACAGUUGGAAUUGGAAGUUGCCAUUAAAAGAGCUCAAGAUCAAGGUUUGUUAACUUUUGAUGUACCGUUUAGAAAGUAUGAUUAUUCACAGUAUAUUCCUAAGAAACAAUAA
Messenger RNA from Ceutorhynchus assimilis (cabbage seed weevil), 567 nucleotides. The record is from the annotation of a GenBank genome assembly. Lineage: Eukaryota; Metazoa; Arthropoda; Insecta; Coleoptera; Curculionidae.